AUGCGCCUGGGCAGCCUGCUCUGCCUCGGCGCCUUUCUCACAGAGGGACUCGCAGCACCACUAGGGAAACGAGAUGCCGAUUUCGAAUCCGUGAGGAGGAAGCAGCGUGUGAACAAGAGCGGUUCUCGUGGAAACUCACAAAAAUACUUCCAUGAAUCUACCUUUGCGGAAGAGACCCUGCCCUACCAUGAGCAGAAAGAGGCGCUCAAGAAUUUGUUACAAACAUACUUGGCCACCUUCUCUGAUCUGGGCAUCGAGACAUGGCUGAUGCAUGGAUCUCUCCUGGGCUGGUGGUGGAACAAGCAUAUCAUGCCUUGGGAUACGGACGUCGAUGUGCAAGUCACCGAGUCCAGCAUGUACUACAUGGCCGCAUACUACAACAUGUCUGUCUUCCACUACCGCACCCCGAGGAUACCGGACGGGCGCGACUAUAUGCUUGAAGUCAACCCGCACUUCAAGAACCGCGAGCAGACGGACAAGAUGAACGUCAUCGACGCCAGGUGGAUCGACACGUCGAGCGGCUUGUUCAUUGACAUCACCACUGCUCGGUACAACCUCACCCAUCCCGAGGGAGAGGGCAUGAUGAGUUGCAAGGACGGCCACGAGUUCAGGGAUACGUAUAUUUUCCCUCUCCGGGAGACAGUGUUCGAAGGCUCGCCGGCCAAGAUCCCAUACCGCUACAAGGAGAUUCUCCAGGCCGAGUACAGCGCGAAGUCCCUAUACAACAAGGACUUUCACGACCACCUCUUCGACGACGCCAAAAUGGACUGGGUCCCCAAGAUCAAGCAGGUCACCCCCGAAGAGGAGGAGGCGGAGAAGAAGGAAGCGGAGAGGAGGAAGAAGUGGGAACAGGCCGGCAAGGACCGGCAGAAGAAGUUGGACGCGCUGAAGAAGGCGGAGGAGGAGGAAAAGCAAAAGAAUGCGGCGCACAGGGCAGAUGUGCACGAAGCCCACCAGGCCGCCGAUGGCAAACCUGCUGGCGACAAGUCUCCGGGCGACACUGCCGCUCAGUCGCCGCCAGCGCAGAAGGAUGCAGCAGCGGCUGCGGACAACAGGGACGCCAAGGCAGGGGGUCCCGUAGAGCCUGCGAAGACGGCGGCCGAGAAGCCUGCCGAUGCGUCAGCCCGCUCGCCGGAGACAAAGGAAGAGGCAGCAGUACCGCCGCCGAAGGACUCCAAUAAUGCACCCCAACAACCAGAAAAGAAAGAUGCAGAGCAAGCCAACAAGGACGCCAAGGCAGAGAGCAUCGCCGCCGCGCUCGCUCCGGUGAAGAAGCCGGCAAUGGGUAGCACCAAACCCUUUGUGCUGGCCAAUGCGGAGGCCAAGAUCGAGGCAGAGGCUGCAAAGAAGGCCCAGAAGGUGCAGCAGCAAGAGGAAAAGAGGCGCGCAGGAGAGCUGAAAUUGGAGGAGGCUGCUUUCAGGCGUGAAGCUGACCACCACAGAGUCGUGGCGAAGCUCAAGGACAGCUAG
Thyridium curvatum is the source of this 1470-nucleotide messenger RNA. RefSeq lists its product as uncharacterized. The record is from RefSeq and is a predicted model, not a curated record. The coding region runs from base 1 to 1470 and encodes 489 amino acids. The transcript is spliced from 5 exons. Lineage: Eukaryota; Fungi; Ascomycota; Sordariomycetes; Thyridiales; Thyridiaceae.